Exaiptasia diaphana is the source of this 1129-nucleotide messenger RNA. RefSeq names its product protein FAM221B. The record is from RefSeq and is a predicted model, not a curated record. The coding region runs from base 201 to 1043 and encodes 280 amino acids. Lineage: Eukaryota; Metazoa; Cnidaria; Anthozoa; Actiniaria; Aiptasiidae. The transcript has a single exon.
ACAACAAAAGCASCUCAUCAAGGAGCAAAAAACAAAAUGUUGAUACUCGGUUAAAAGAYCUUAGCAUAAGUUYUACUUCUAAUGCAAGAUCACCCCAGAGAUCACCACUAGGUACACGUCCUAUACAUUCUAAAACAUCCUUGCCAAAACAGUCAUCCAAAGUUGUCACGACUUCGAUAUCAACCCGUAGCAACGAAGAGAUGUCUGUGGUCGCAAAAGCCAAGGGCUCCAGCAGGGCAUGUCAACCAUUGGCUAGUGGUUCUAAAGUUAUUGCUCCUAAAGAAUAUACUUGUCGACCUAUAAUACCUGCCARAAAAGCAGAACUUUUGCCUGUCGCAARAGCGAUGCAUCGUGAUGAAUUCGCUCCUCGGGUGAAAAAACUAUUUGAUCCUGAACGAGAAGCUGCGAUAGAAGCCAUUCAAAGCGGUAUCUACAUUGGAUGGAGAACAGAGGGAAUUAAACACGAUUGCAUUCGUGUUGGUAGUAAUUCUAAAUGUUUUUGUGGACAUCUUCUCAAUCAACAUGGGAAGUAUGACGGGAACAGUGUGCGGGUUCCCUGUGUAGUAGCCAAAUGCAAGUGCAAAGCCUUUGCAUUCAUACCCUCAAGAGCUGAAGAUGUCGGUGAGUUUUGGCUGCAAAGACGUCCCAACUUUGAUCCUAGCACAUGGAGAGCAAAGUGUAAAUGUAAGCACACUCAUGAAGAACAUGUACCCACCGGGAUGCGUGGGUGUCGCKCGAGAGGUUGUGGUUGUUCGACGUUUUUCUCUAAUUUUCUUUGCUGCGCUUGCGAUAAGCACUGGGAAGAUCACGAGACAGUUUUCGAGACAACAGACAUGAGGAGAUCUGCAGGGAUUCCUUAUGGAGAGGAUUAUCUCCCAUUUAACGAGUUUCCUGAGCUGCGCAACGUAGUGCUGACUGGACGGGAAGACAAUGAUACCCAGUACCAACAAUUAACUGAAGGGAGGUUUGCUAUUCCUAAAGACUCACCCACAUCACUUGCACUGCAACUAAAAGGAGACUCUAUUCCGCACACAAGAAAAUAAUGUGUAUGUAUAAUACCUCAGAAAUGGUAUUGUUACUCAGUCGAUAUAAUUAGCAAAUAUUGUGAAAGAGACAGUAUGACUUUGCA